AUGGAUGUGGAUGAUGAGCUAGUUGAAUGUAUACUUGGUUCUGAUACAGAAAACGAACCAGAGGACAAGGUUGUAAAGGAGGAAACCAAGGGAUUGACUACAGAUCCUGAGUCUGAAGACAAAGAGAGCUCAGACAAUAAUGCUCACAAUGACAACAAUUUGGAGGGUGAGGAGGUUUUGUCUGUGCUAGUAGAGGGUCAAUCUAGCAAUUGUAAGGUAACAGUGGAGGAGCUUGCAAAAGCAAAGGAGGACAAAGCUGCUGUUAGGGCUAAAGUAAAGGCAGAGGCUGAGAAAGUAACACAGGCUAAGGUUAAGGAAGAGGCUCAGGCUAAGGUGAAGAAGGAGAAGGAGAGGGGAAAGGAGAAGGAGAAGGAGAAGGAGAAGGAGAAAGAGAGGGAGAAGGAGAAGGAGAAGGAGAAGGCUAUAGCCUUAGUGUCAAAGGUGGUAGUAGAAAAGGGGAACAAGCUAGUUCCUGAAGAAGUUGCAAAACUGGAAAAGAAAAAGCUAGUUGUAGAGAAAGAGAAGGUUGAUGCAAGAAGGGAUGGGAAGGAGAAACGAGUCAUAGUCAUUCCUCAAGUGGUUACAAAGCCAGAAAAGAAGAAAGAGGACAAAAGCAAGGAAAAAGAGCCAGUACUGGUGCUCCUGAGCAAGAAGCACACUAUUGUAGAGGUGGAGAUUCUGGUCUCUAGUAAGGAAAUGUGUGCAAAAAACCAGAAGGUUAUGGUGGAGUCUUCAAGUAAGGAGGACAAGGAUAUCCCUCUGGAUUGGGUGGAGGGAAUGGUCUUCCACACACCCAAGUGUGUGAAGUGUGCAGAGAGGCACAAGGGUCCUCAGGGAUCCACUUGCUAG
Messenger RNA from Fomitiporia mediterranea MF3/22, 849 nucleotides. RefSeq lists its product as uncharacterized. NCBI's taxonomy places the organism in Eukaryota, Fungi, Basidiomycota, Agaricomycetes, Hymenochaetales, Hymenochaetaceae. Bases 1 to 849 code for a protein of 282 amino acids. The record is from RefSeq and is a predicted model, not a curated record. The transcript is spliced from 7 exons.